This is a messenger RNA of Topomyia yanbarensis, 2482 nucleotides long. RefSeq names its product vacuolar protein sorting-associated protein 51 homolog (gene Vps51). The transcript has 4 exons. Bases 1 to 2361 code for a protein of 786 amino acids. Gene Ontology annotation, cellular component: GARP complex; membrane; EARP complex. The record is from RefSeq and is a predicted model, not a curated record. Gene Ontology annotation, biological process: Golgi organization; endocytic recycling; Golgi vesicle transport. Lineage: Eukaryota; Metazoa; Arthropoda; Insecta; Diptera; Culicidae.
AUGACAUUUAUAGACGUCAUUUUGUAUGUUAUUCCAAAAUAUUGUAUUUUUGUAAGUUUUUCUGUAUCAGUAUUUUGGAUAAGCGGGAGCCAAUACAUUCUAUCUUAUUAUCGGCACAUUGGUAACCAAUUGAAAAAAAUAAUGAGUGAAAAAUCGAGUAAUCCUUACGACAUGGAUAGUGCCAGUUUUGAUCCAGAUCGCUAUCUCCAGAAACUGUUAAAGGAAUGUUCCCUUAAACAAAUUAUGGAUACGGAAGCGGCAAUUGUGCGUCAAACGCAGACCCUACACAGCGACAUGCAAACGCUGGUGUAUGAAAAUUAUAAUAAAUUUAUCUCGGCCACAGACACUAUCCGUAAGAUGAAGACCGAUUUCAAGAGCAUGGAGACCGAGAUGAACCUGCUAGUUUCCAAUAUGUCUUCGAUCACGGAAUGCAGUGAAAAAAUUACCGAUACUCUACAGGAAACGAGAAGUCAGCUCACACGGCUCUCCGGGAAGCACCAACUGUUGAAAAAACUACAAUUUUUGUCAUCACUUCCGGCCAAGCUCAAGACACUUAUCGAAGAGGGAAAUUAUCAGCAGGCGGUACAAGAAUAUGCCCACGCGCAGAAAGUUCUACAGCAAUACGGUAAUCAACCGUCCUUUCAAGGCAUUCAGGAAGAUUGUGUUAAAAUUCUGGAAGAUCUGAAGAAGCGGCUUAAGACAGAAUUCCAACAAACUGGCAAAAGCGCCCAAUCGUUAACACAAAUUGGAGAGCUUUUGCUGCAGUUAGAGGAAAAACCAUCCGAUCUGGCAAAGGGGAUGCUUGAAUGUGCGACAAAGCGAUUACACGAACAAAUCGUUAUGCUGCAGGAUCAAACCGAUCGGGACAUGAUCGAGUUUAUUGAUCUGGGAAUCGAAGGAUUUCUGAACGACUUGACGCUAGUGAUUAGUUCGUACAACGAUAUGUUUUUAUCGAGGCAUAUUGAACAGGAAGCAGACGACUUUGAUGAUGUUGCUCGAAGAGAUUUGAAUGAUUUUGUGAACAAAAAUAUCCAUGAGUAUCUGGCACUUGUGCAGGAUCGUGCAGAAGUAGAAAUAGGCCAUGGAGAUUCGCAGAUUAUUUUAAGAGGCUUGGAUCGUCUUCAUCGACGUUUAACGGCCAUGAAAUCGCUCUGUCGAGCGGUUGAUAUGGCUAAAUCUGCGAUCGACAUCAUAACAAAUGCUGCGUAUCAACUUUGUCAAUCGCAUAAGAAAUCAUUGAAGGAUCACUUCUCUGAUAAUCUCAGUUCGAUUCGUUUGGCUUUGGUUUCAGUAAAGUCUGAAACUUCUUCGUCUACAAAUACGUCCCAAUCUGGGUUGAAAGAGCUAAUCUCGAAUCUGUACAUCUCUACGAUAGAGAAAGUGAAAGGAUUGCUACAGGAUCUGUUGAUAUUUUUACAGCCGGAAUGGUCCUUCAAUUUGAAAACGGAUCUUAAAGGAGCGGCAUGCAUCGAAAGUAUUCGGGAAAGUUUGCUGGUUGGCUUCUUGCGGCACAUUUCAACUACCAUGGUUGGAUUUGGUAACAUCAAUUCUUCCAGUCCACCGACCUUGUUGCUGAUUUUGUCCAAAAUGUGCUUAGAGAUGGACAAACAUGGAGUGCACGUUCUGAUAUCGCUGGCGGAUGAAUUGUAUGAUAUCGAUUCGGAAAAUAGCACUACCCUGGUGCACGAAACCGAGCUCUGCUCGGAGAUGCGUGAUUCAGCGCAGCAACUACUGGAUUCCUAUGUGAGACUGCAAGGUUUGAAUCUUUCACAAAUGCUUCGUAAAAGUGUCGAAACUCGCGAUUGGCUCAACUGUCUGGAACCUCGCUCGGUCCGUGCCGUCAUGAAGCGGGUAGUCGAGGAAUUAUCCUUAAUUGAUACAGUCCUAGGUGAACUGUACGACAGCAAUGACAUGCGGACAGCAGCUAGUAGUGAUUCGAGUCGGAAAACCCACUUCAGUCUGACUGCCUCCAAACAACCCCAGUACCGAUCGACGUGGUCAACCUACACACCAUCGCAGAUGGACAGCACGUUCGUAUCCAACAUUCAUCGGCUGUUUUCGGAGAAAAUUGAAAUCUUCAGCUCGGUUGAAUUUUCCAAGGUAUCGAUCAUUACUGGGAUUAUCAAAAUUUGUCUGAAGACAUUGUUGGAGUGUGUCCGGUUGAGAACGUUCAGCAAGUACGGGUUGCAACAAAUUCAAGUAGAUGCUCACUUUCUACAGAUGAAUCUCUGGCGGUUCGUGUCAGAUGAAAAUCUGAUCCACGUGCUGUUGGAUGAAAUUCUUGGUUCAGCUGUACUGAGGUGUUUGGAGCCGAUAUUAAUGGAACCUAAUGCUGUGGAAAUUAUCUGCGAACGCAAUUAGAAAUGGGUUUAUCUCAUGUAUUGUAGUGCUUACGUCAUUUCUAGAUCGUUGUGUAUAUGAUUGUGCAGUUUACCAUAUGUGGCAAUUUUUGCAUUAUAUCAUUCAUACAUUUUAAACCUAA